GUUGUGCCUGUGAUUGUGCCCCGCUUGACACACGUGUGGCUCAGCACGAGCAGGACUUGCCAGAGAGGAGACCGGUGCGGGACUGUUUCAUCUCUCUGUCCCGGUUUGUUACUAUCGGCGCCUGUCUGGUUGAGCGCUCCUUCAGACAGAGUACCCGCCUCGUACACACAGACAGCAAGAUGGAGAUAGAGAAGGAAAUGAAGAAGGUGACUCUCGGCCACGAGUUUGGCGCUGGAGCGGCGUGCUUAAAAUGCAAGGACAAAUGCGAGGGAUUCGAGCUGCACUUCUGGAGGAAAAUUUGUAGGAACUGUAAGUGCGGCCUCACAGAACACGACGUGUCAAUGAACUCUGAGGAGAACAAGAAGGUUGGCAAGCUGUUUGAAGACACCAAGUACACAGGCCUCAUAGCCAAACUGAAAACGGAUGGCAUCCCAGGCUACCAGGGCAACAUGGUGACCAUCACUCUGCCCAGCCCCACCACUGCUUACACAGUGCCCCCUAUGGCUUCCUCUACGAUGGUACCUCCUUCCCCCACAGCAGCAUACGCACAGCCUGCUGUGACCUCUCCAGGGCCGGUGCCCAUCGGCUCUCCAGCACAAGCCCAGGGGAAGCCUCUGGUUCUGUCCACACACGUCACCGUCACUCCAGUCAAGGCUAACAAGGUGCCGGUUACUGCUAACGUUACAGCGGCCAAUGCAGUUCCAGUCCCCAAAGAUGUUCCAAUGAGAUCCGUCACCUAUGAGUGGGCACCACCAGUGGCCAACAAGCAUCUGGCGGUGCGCUACAUUGAACUGCUCCCACCUGAGAAGCGUCCGGUUGCCGGGACGCAGGGGGCCGCUUACCGCCGGCAGCAGAUGGAUCGCCAGCUGCCUGAGCACGACCAGGACCCGUCCAAGUGCCAUGAGCUGAGCCCUGCGGAGGUGAAGCAGAUGCAGCAGUACAUCCGUAAAUGCAAGGACGAGGCCUUGGGCGUCGGAGAUGUCCUGCUGCCUGAGGAGGUGGCUCAGAUUCAGGCAGGUGGAGCGGGUGCAACAGUGGCUGGUUCUGGAGGUACACCGGGGAGGGCUGGGUUUGGUCCCGGAGCAGCUGGUGUUGGAGGGGCUGGAAACGUACCAGGUGUUGGAGCUGGUGGUGCCAAUUCUGCACCAGUUCUUAUGGGUUCUGGUGUUGGUGGAUUUGGACCUGCCGGAGCUGGAGCCGGUGCUGGAGCUGGAACCGGAACCGGAGCCGGAGCUGGAACCGGAGCUGGAACCGGAGCUGGAACCGGAGCUGGAACCGGAGCUGGAGCCACUCCAGGGUCAGGGACUGAUCAGUCUGCUGGUCUGAGACCAGCCGGAGGGUCACUGGGUACCGUUGCCAGUGCUGGAGCCAUCAACUCCGGACUGCCACAGAAGAACUUUUCCUGCCAUCACUGUAAGAAACCCAUGCUGCUGGGCGAGCCAGCCGUCUACGCCGAGCGGGCCGGCUACGACAAACUGUGGCACCCGGCGUGCUUUGUGUGCUGCACCUGCAGUGAACUGCUGGUAGACAUGAUUUACUUCUGGAAGAAAGGCAAGAUGUUCUGCGGACGUCACUAUGGAGACAGCGAGAAGCCCCGAUGUGGCGGCUGUGAUGAGCUGAUCUUCAGUAAUGAAUACACCCAGGCGGAGGGACAGAACUGGCAUCUGAAGCAUUUCUGCUGUUUUGACUGUGACUGCAUCCUAGCUGGAGAGACUUAUGUGAUGGAGAACGACAAGCCCAUCUGCAAACCCUGCUACAUGAAAAACUACGCUGUGAAAUGUGCCUCAUGCCAGAAGGCGGUGGAGCCUGAGGCUCAGAGGGUUUCCUACGGCGAGCACCACUGGCACGCCGAGCCGGACUGCUUCAAAUGCUCUGGUUGCACCAAGUGCCUGAUUGGCCAGCGCUUCAUGGCAGUGAAGAACUGCCUGUUCUGCUCCGUGGAGUGCAAGAAGAAAGUCAUGGCGUAGACCGUCCUAUCUGUCUUCCAGAGCAGAGAGAACAGGGGACAGUGAUGGCUUGAGGUUGGGUUAACAUAUUAGUGUGCCUCUUCCCUUUAAUAUAGUAACCUACUGCAGCAGUGUCUUCAAUUCAGGGUAAGGGAUCGGGGUUGACUUGCACUGAUUUCGUUUAUAGUUUCUACUUUUUGCUAAAGUCCGGCCCAUAUUUUGACAUAUUCUACCCCCAAACGACCCAUUACAUAUGUUUACAUUAUCUUCCCAAUUCUGAGCUAGAAAGUGGUAAUAAUGUAGACGAUAGCAUCGUGUUCUGGCUCUAAGCAUUACUGAACUGCCACAUCUCUGAUUUAGAAUGCACAUGUAACAUGUGUUUUUCAUGUCACUCAUUGUACAUGUGAAUGUGGUUUACAAAAUCACUGCAGAAUUGAUGUAACACCUGUCUGCUGUCUCAUCCCGCACUCCGCCUCUCAUUGUAGUACUCCACAUUGUGCAGAUGUUUCAUUGUUUAUUUUUUUUAUUCUUGGACAAACCAAAUUAAUAAAAAUGAUGUAAAAUCAUG
Poecilia reticulata (guppy) is the source of this 2514-nucleotide messenger RNA. RefSeq names its product testis derived transcript (3 LIM domains) (gene tes). The record is from RefSeq and is a predicted model, not a curated record. Gene Ontology annotation, molecular function: zinc ion binding. NCBI's taxonomy places the organism in Eukaryota, Metazoa, Chordata, Actinopteri, Cyprinodontiformes, Poeciliidae.